AACAACAUAAACUAAGCUAGUCCGCUGAUUUUGAACUGACAACAGGUCAUUUAAAUACAUACUUUUGGAGGAGGAACAAUGGCAUCCAGCGAGAGAUGUAUGAAAGGAGACUUGUCAGAUUUUGCGGUACAGAUGAAAAAGUUGGUCAACUCCAAAGAACACAGUGAUCUAAAGUUCUUACUGGGGUCCAACAGGAAGACAGUGUAUGCACAUCGAUGUAUCCUGUCCUCCCGCUGUGCUGUCUUCAAGGCCAUGUUUGAGGAGCAAAACCAAAAUGCCAAGAAUUCUGGUGCUGACAAAGAUGUUCCGUUUGUGCUGUCAGACAUGUCUCCAGAGAUAUUCCUCACAAUGUUGGAGUUUAUAUACACCAAUUGUGUCCACCUAUCAUCCAAAAAUGCAAUAGACGUCCUGGCCACAGCUCUGGAAUAUGGACUUGAUGAUCUCAAGAAGUUGUGCUCCCAGUACUUGGUAGAAAACCUGACAGUGGGCAAUGCAUGUGACGUGUUGCAGGCUGCGGUCACAUACGGUCAAGAUGACCUCAAGAACAAGACUGUAGAGUUCAUAGAGCAAAAUACUGUUAAUGUGUUCAAGUCGAAGGGUUUCCAGGAGAUUGGUGAGGAGGCAAUGUCGGCGGUGCUGUGCAGCCACCUGCUUCAGAUGGACGAGAUGGACCUGUACAGAGCAGUCAAGGAGUGGGCCACUGUCAACGCUGUUGUGAUGGCGAAGCCAGUAGCUGACAUUGGUAAAGCUGUUGUUAAGUACAUCCGACUGCCUCUGCUGUCUCCUGAGGAACUCUCCACCUUGGAGACAGAGAACAAGAAGGAUGGAUUCAUUCCAGUGAGUAGUUUGGCACCCCCUGAAUAA
This is a messenger RNA of Haliotis rubra (blacklip abalone), 864 nucleotides long. Its product is annotated as BTB/POZ domain-containing protein 19-like. Gene Ontology annotation, molecular function: protein binding. Lineage: Eukaryota; Metazoa; Mollusca; Gastropoda; Lepetellida; Haliotidae. The transcript is spliced from 6 exons. The coding region runs from base 79 to 864 and encodes 261 amino acids. The record is from RefSeq and is a predicted model, not a curated record.